AUGUUCUGGAGCAAUUCAGCAAAAUUCAUGGAAUCAAAGUGCUGGUCAGACAGAACAGAGUGGCAACCAGUUGACACAAAGGCACCUCCAGUGAUGAUGACAGAAGAGAAUUUCAAAGAUCUAGGAUACAACAAAGAAAAUAUAUUUGACAAAACAGAUGAAGGGCCACUACAAGAAUACAUGGAUAUGGAGACAGAUUUGGAAGAAAGGUUAAGCGGAGGAACAGCAGAGGUGAUGGAACAAGGAUCAACUGCUGAAACUCAGAUUGACAGCAAAUUCUUUGGACUUGUAGCAACACUACUGGAAUGGAGAAAGAACCUGGACCCAACCAUACAUGAAGCAAUGAGUGGAGAAGACAGAAAGCACUGGGAGGAGGCCAUGCAAAAGGAGCUGGAUGGAUUGGAAGCAAUGGGCAUGUGGGAGAUUGCUGACCUCCUGAAGGGUGCAAAUACUGUCAACACACAUUGGGUACUCAAGAUCAAAACUGAUGCAAACCUCAUGCUGACAAAGUUCAAAGCCUGGCUUGUGGCAUGA
Messenger RNA from Ustilago hordei, 534 nucleotides. RefSeq lists its product as uncharacterized. The record is from RefSeq and is a predicted model, not a curated record. Lineage: Eukaryota; Fungi; Basidiomycota; Ustilaginomycetes; Ustilaginales; Ustilaginaceae. The coding region runs from base 1 to 534 and encodes 177 amino acids. The transcript has a single exon.